Messenger RNA from Mycotypha africana, 279 nucleotides. RefSeq lists its product as uncharacterized. Lineage: Eukaryota; Fungi; Mucoromycota; Mucoromycetes; Mucorales; Mycotyphaceae. The annotation marks the transcript as partial. The record is from RefSeq and is a predicted model, not a curated record. The transcript is spliced from 2 exons.
AGAAGUUUGCGUUUCGAAAUUAUACUAGAAGCUAAAACUGCUGUAACAUCAAAGAAAGAAAUUUGUCCUGUCACCUAUUUGAAUCGUAAUCAACUGUAUGCCAUUCACUUAAGGGACACUACAAGCUCGAACGAAAUUAUCAGAAGUACAUUAUCCUUAGGAUUUCAUCUGCCAGAGCAUCGACAAACAGCCGAAGCGAAAUGGAAAUUUCGAGCAGAUCAUGUUAAGCAAGGAGAUACUCGCAUUCUCGAUAUAGGUAAAAUACUGAUGAUAAUGUAA